ACAGAAGAAAAGCAAUUCAUAAUGGAGAUGGACUUGACACCCAAAAAGCCACAGCUCAUGUUUGAAGGAGAUGGUGGAGCUUACUUCACAUGGUCAGCUUCUCAGCUGCCUCUUCUGGCUAGCAACAACGUUGGUGCUGGUCGGCUCCUUCUUCAACCUCAAGGCUUUGCUCUUCCUCACCAUGCAGAUUCUGCUAAAAUUGGCUGUGUUCUUCAAGGAACGGAUGGAAUAGUUGGGAUGGUUCUCCCAGAUGCAGAAAAAGAGGUCGUUUUGAAGCUGAAGAAAGGAGAUGUAAUCCCACUUCCUCUGGGGUCAAUCUCAUGGUGGUUCAACAAUGGAGAUUCUGACCUGGUCGUGGUGUUUCUGGGGGAAACAUCUCAUGCUUAUGUUCCUGGCCAGUUCACAUACUUCUUUCUAAGUGGAUCUCAAGGAAUUAUGGGAGGCUUUUCCUCUGAGGUCAUAACCAAAGCUUACAAUUUGAACAACAAGGAAGCAAACAAACUCACCAAGAGCCAGCAAGAAGCUUUGAUUUUUAAGCUUAAAAAUGGCCAACACAAAAUGCCAGAACCCCACAUGGAUAAGACCAAACAGAUGGUGUAUAACGUUGAUUCUGCAGAACCAGACCAUGGUGGGGUCAAAAAUGGAGGGUUGGUCAAAACUUUGACUGACCUAGAUUUCCCUUUUGUUGCAGAAGUUGGGAUGAGUGUGAUGAGAGUGAAGCUUGAACCUAAUGCUAUGAAGGCACCAGCCUAUCUAACCAACCCAGCAAUUCAAUUGAUUUAUGUUGUUAGAGGAAGUGGGAAGAUUGAGAUUGUGGGGUUCAAUGGCAAGCUUGUGUUGGAUUCUAAAGUUGAAGCCGGCCAUUUGCUUCUUGUUCCUAAGUUCUUUGUGACUGCACAGAUUGCUGGUGAAGAUGGAAUGGAGUUCUACUCUAUCCUCACCACAAAAAGGCCUGUGUUUAAAGAGCUAGCUGGGAAGUCAUCAAUAUGGGAGGCCAUAUCUCCACAAGUGCAACAAGUGGCUCUUAACGUGGAUCCAAAUUUUGAGAAGCUUUUCUUGCUCAACAUCAACAACUCCACAAAUAUCAUUCCUCCCACCAACUCAGAAUAAUUGUCUGGUUCAGAAGAUCACAAGUGAGGAUUAUAUAAUGUAGCCCAUUCAAAGUGGGGCCGAAGGGACUAUUUCUCAGACACGUUUGUUUGUCUAAUGUAUAUAUUGGGCCUAAUGGACUCUGUUGCCUUGUCAUGCACACUUUAGGCGAGCUAGAUCAUGGGACUCAUUAAGCCUAGAACGUAUCUUCAUGCUAGAAUUUGUCAUUAACUAGUUAUGAUACUUCACAGGAAUUAUGUUUCUUUCUUGA
Messenger RNA from Neltuma alba, 1360 nucleotides. RefSeq names its product cocosin 1-like. The coding region runs from base 22 to 1110 and encodes 362 amino acids. Gene Ontology annotation, molecular function: nutrient reservoir activity. NCBI's taxonomy places the organism in Eukaryota, Viridiplantae, Streptophyta, Magnoliopsida, Fabales, Fabaceae. The record is from RefSeq and is a predicted model, not a curated record. The transcript is spliced from 4 exons.